GCGGGAAGUCCGGAAGUCAUUUCUUCACCAAAGGAACAACAACAUCGGCGGGCUAAAUUUGAAAAAAUUAUUUGUCGAAAAUUGCUACAUAUUUUCCAAGGUUGACCCCACCACUCUUACGAAUGAAUCCGUGGGACAUUGCUCCUUAUUCAGUGACACCAGUUGCAAGUCUUUUGACCAGGUGCGUCGCCUCGGGUGUUCUUUCCCAGGAGGAUGUUGAUUCUGUCCCUAGAGAACCCCAUGUAUUUUCCCCACAUCUCCUGGAAGCUGAACAGCUCAUCACUAUGGAACGGGAGCUUGACAAGAUCAAUCUAGAAAUGGAGUUGUUGAAGUUGGAAAAAGAAAGCGCAGAUGUCACUCACAAAUUUUAUUUGAGUCAAAGGUUUACAUCAUUGCAGCAAUUCACCUCCCAUCUGCAAGAUGUGCUGAGAGAACAGGCAAGCCUGCGCCGAAGACUGAUGAAACCACUGUGUCAGACUAACCUGCCCGUAGAGGCAGAUCUUCACAGAUAUGUGGUGGAGGUCAUGAGGAUGGUGGUGGACUUCAUUGAGAACUUGGAGGCAAAGAUAAGCACUGUUCGUUCUAUUCCCACCAUUGAUGAUUCCAUGAGCCAUCUGAACAAUGGCAUAGCUCAGCUCCUAGCCCAGGUGACAGAGGUGGAAAGACUCUCCAAACAGAUUCUACAGUGGAGAAGUCAAAACAGCAGCACUUCCAUCAAUGACAUCACUACCUGAGAGCAAUGUGAGUCCCAAUUCUCCACCUUUUUCCUGAAGUGUGCACUUGCCUGUCAUGGAUUCAACAAGGGUGGAAACUCCCUACAGCCAAUGUUUACACGAAUUCACUGCUUUCAAAUCCAUUAUUAUAAAUUGUAGUGUGCAAGUAAACACUUUGGGAGAAGGGUGGAGAAUCGGGACGCAACCCAAGUCAAACCGUUCAGAACCCUUCAAUGCACAUUUGUCAGUUAUACAUGACGAGUAUUAUGUGUUCUGAAAAUGUUUGACAAAUGUCUCAUUCAGAGAGAAUGGGUGUUGUGUUACUUUACAACAUUCCCCUUAAUGUGCUUUUUAAUAAUCUUUGUUCAUUUUGAUUCUAACUAAUGGUAUCUUUGUAAAUAAAUCUAUCUUGUUAAUA
Molecule: messenger RNA, 1131 nt
Organism: Salvelinus namaycush (lake trout)
Lineage: Eukaryota; Metazoa; Chordata; Actinopteri; Salmoniformes; Salmonidae
Gene: haus2
Product: HAUS augmin like complex subunit 2
Exons: 7
Coding region: 123-734 (203 amino acids)
Biological process (GO): spindle assembly; centrosome cycle; microtubule nucleation
Cellular component (GO): HAUS complex; mitotic spindle microtubule; centrosome
Source: RefSeq, a predicted model, not a curated record